Molecule: messenger RNA, 1440 nt
Organism: Cydia amplana
Lineage: Eukaryota; Metazoa; Arthropoda; Insecta; Lepidoptera; Tortricidae
Product: carbohydrate sulfotransferase 4-like
Exons: 4
Coding region: 187-1419 (410 amino acids)
Biological process (GO): N-acetylglucosamine metabolic process; sulfur compound metabolic process
Molecular function (GO): N-acetylglucosamine 6-O-sulfotransferase activity
Source: RefSeq, a predicted model, not a curated record
AUUCAAAAUGGCGCUGGGGGUGCAUUGCGGUGUUUCCGCAGAAACAAGUAGCCAAGAAUUAUGAUUAUAAUGCACCCAAAGACUUCAAAACAAUGAUAGUGAGUGCGUCUUGGUAGUGCUCGUGUUCUAAACAUAUACCUGCCCUUACAGUUAGUCAGCGUUCUCUUUACACCUGUUUACAUCGUAAUGCUGCGGAGAGUAAACUUUUAUUCGAUAUGUUUCGCAUUCGGCCUCAGUGUUUUGUUAAUUCUUGCUGGAAGUCGAUAUACAGAUAACGCGAAUAACCGUCCGUACCCAGAGAGUCGCAGGAAUAUUAGGAACUUCUUCAGGAUUGAGGAUGGAGAAGAACUAUUUCCGCAGCCCAUUCCGACGAACCCUUACGACGGGUCACCGAACAUUGACAAAAUAUUGGAGAAGACUAGAGGAAAAAUUAAACUUGAGUUAUCAAAUUACAAUUUAACACAUUCAGGGGCAAAAAAACUGGAGAACUUACUCUUGGAAUCGGGGGGUAAGCCUUUGAGGAGCGUCAUCAUAUCGACAUGGAGGUCUGGCACAACGUUUUUGGGUGAUAUUUUGAAUGCAGUGCCUGGAAAUUUCUACCACUAUGAGCCAUUUUUGAGCUACGAGAUAAUACAGAUCAGAGGCCCACCACAGGCAGACAAAGCAUUAAGCACUAUCAAGGGCAUGCUCAACUGUGACUUUAAAGACAUGGAAGACUAUUUUACAUACGGGAAGAGUCACUGGCACCAGUUCAGCCACAACACGAGAUUAUGGGACCACUGUAAAUAUAAGAAAGAACUGUGUUUUGAUGCUGAAUUCACUUCUAGGUUUUGUAGAUUGUUCCCUUUCCAAAGUAUGAAGAUUGUGCGGCUGCGGCUACGAUUGGUGCGGGACAUUCUGGAAGACCAUGAGCUUAAUGUAAAAGUGGUGCUGUUGAUCCGCGACCCACGUGGGGUCAUGCAGUCAAGGCAGCACCGCGGCUUCUGCCAACCAGCUCCGGACUGCUGGCAGCCCGAAUUGCUCUGCGCUGAUAUGAUAAGUGAUUAUGUCGCUGCAGGAAGACUGCAGCAGCAAUAUCCAAACAGGCUCAUGGUACUGCGCUACGAAGAAUUGGCCUUGGAGCCCACUACCACGACGCUCCGGCUGUUCAAGUUCCUAGGGCUGAGCCUGACGCCCGCCGUCGACGAGUUCCUUCACUCGCACACCAACAUCGAGGUGGCUGGCGUCAGCUCCACUUUCAGAGUGUCCCGUGAAGUUCCGUUCCGGUGGAAGAGCGUUCUGGACUAUGACUACGUUGAGGAGAUCCAGAUGGCAUGCAAGGAGGCUAUGGAGCUGUGGGGAUACCGCAUGGCGUACAACAAGUCCCACAUGGUUAGCAAAGAGUUUUACCCUUUAGAAAGAUACUCAAUCACACAAUGAUAUUACGUAGCCCAUGAAGAA